AUGGCUUUUAAAACAUUCCACAAGGAAAAAUAUUACAUUACUUUUAAAAGAGGUUUCGAAGACUGCAAGAAAGAUGUGACCGUAACAAUUGACAAACUAUUUGAAAGUGAUGCUCUGCGAAUAUCACUAUCUGAAGACGAGGAUCCUACAUUUUUGUGUGUGCUGACUAUAACACGUAUGGACUAUGAAGAUUUGAAGAAGCAGCAAGGUCUACUUGUGGAUUUUGAUAAUUUCCCGUCACAGCUUGUAAGACUGUUACAACAAUGUGCAUCAAAUAACAUGUUCUUGAUAAUGGAACAGAAGAAUCCUAUUCAAUAUUAUUUAGAAGUAGUAGAGCAUAAUGAAUUUAAGAGACUUGUACAUUUAUCUCUGAAGACUGGACCUGCAACCGAUAAUGAGAUCAAGCAGCAUAUGGCUAGUACUAUAAUACAAUUGAAGAAAAUGUUAUCAUCGUUCAAGAGCUCGGCAAUGAGUAAUGAAGCACAAUUAAAUGAGAAAUGUAUAAAUAUGGAGAGGAAGAUCCAUGACCUAACACAUACUGUGUCAAGAAUGGAAGAAGAGAAGUUGAAAUAUGAAGUAGAGUUUAAGGAAACUUUAAAAUUAGAAAAAGAGAAACUCUUACAGGAAAAAAUACUUUGGCAGCAGAAUGCAGAUUUGAAUCUAAAAACACAGCUGACUACAUAUCAGGAAAACUUAAACCAGAAAGACAAACAAACAGACGAAAUUAAUUCCCAUUGCAGGCAAUUAAAAGACAACAUUGGACACCUAGAAAAUCAACUAAGUGAAAAAACCCAAUGCUUGAAUAUGUUAGAAAAGGAAGUGCAAAAAUCUCACAUAGAAGUAGCAACAUUGAAAGCUAAAAAUGCGUCGUUAGAAAGGGAUAUCAUGGAAAAAGAGAAACAGUAUCACCAAUUGAAUUCUAAAUGUACUUAUUUAGAAAAGACUAUAAAAGAUAAUUCCGAUGUCAUAAAAGAAUUAAAUAGUUCUCUGCAAAUAGUUAAAAAGGAAAAGUUAAGUUUGGAGGAGCGAUUAGCUUUGAGUGAAUCUCUUGUGAACAGAAACAAUGAUGCUGUCCAAUCAACGUCGGAACAGCUCUUGAAGGCAAAUCAAAUUAUUUCUAAACAAAAUGCUGACUUGAUUGAGAUGAAAGAAAAGUUGCUAUGCAGAACAGCAAUAGCACUGGAACAAGAAAAAGUUAUAGAACGGAAUAAUAAUGAGAUCGAAGAUUUAAGUAGUAGAAUCAGCAGUACUACACAGUGUAUGGCGAGAUUACAAAAAGAGUUAGAUGAUUUGAAGGAAAAGUAUGAAGCAAAUGAGAAAGCUCUCAAAGACAGAGAUGAAACUAUCAAGAAUAAUAAUAUGGUAAUCCAAUGGCUUCACAAAAAAUUGGAUAACAUGGAACCAUCUGAUUCAGGGCCAACCAAAAGGCUGGGCAUACAAGCAGCCACUAGUUCCACUCCAUAUUUUUUGUCUAGGAACCAUAACCACACUGAUUCUUCACAAGGCUUGACUGAAGAAUCUAUUGACUUCUAUGCCACUUCCAAAUCAGCAUCAAAUUUGGAAGAGUCGCCUGGCCCUGCAGUACAAGAAAAGGUUUCAAAAGUAGGACUUGAUCCAAAAUAUCUGCAACCUUCUGAAAGUGAUAAUCAAAUGGGAAAAGGUGCAAAAACGAAGUCUUUCCCAAAUCAACCAGACAAAGAAAACAUGAAUAUAAAUUUACCUAAAGUGAACUACAGGGAAAAGAAAACUACGCGAGGAUCCACCUACCGAGCAACACCUGUUUCAGCCUAUUUUCCUUAA
This is a messenger RNA of Spodoptera littoralis (African cotton leafworm), 1800 nucleotides long. The record is from the annotation of a GenBank genome assembly. Lineage: Eukaryota; Metazoa; Arthropoda; Insecta; Lepidoptera; Noctuidae.